UCUCUCUCUUCCGGGCGCACACUCGGCAGCUGGCUGCAACACCGCUCCUCCCUCCUGUGUUGUGGCUUUCCUGGUACAUAGAUCCUUAAACGCGAACAGUGUUUUUUUCGUUUUUUUUCGUUUUUUUUUUUUUUUUUUGCCGAAGAGCACUUUUCCAUCCCAAAAUCAGAAGACGGACAAUCGAGCUGUUUCUACAUCGACUUGAGAGACUGACGAGAGUUGCGGCGUCGGAUAAGGUCCUGCACCCCCAAAUCUCUGUCAGCCAUGGAGACUUGGGUCGGCUCGUACCCGGGCUGGCACUUACCUCUGGGUAUCUGGCUGAUAAUCGCCGCUCAGACCCUCCCGUGUGCCAAAGCGGAGAUAAGUUGUGCGUCUUGUCCAUCGCCGUUUCAACUUCACCAGGUGGAAUUACUGCUGGAUACGCGCGCUGGCCCGAUGCACGAGCCAAACGCCCAAGAAAAAAUCCGAGCGAAGUUCAGGCAACUCGGGGUUACCGACCAAAACAUCUACGACCAUCAGGUGGUCUCUAACGAUGGGGUUGGCACGAGGGAAGGCGCACCAGGCAAACGCCAAAGUGCAGAAAGUCACCGCGGGGUUGAGGACGCUGGGCUCAGGAGAGCCAAGAGAAACGGUCCGGAGUUCUUCAAGUUCGGCGACAGAGCCGGCGCGGAGAUGCAGGCUUCCGAGGAACGAGGCAGCCUCGUGGCGCUGCUGGAUGGCCACAAACAGGGGCGAUCAGAGUUCAGAUGGAACAGGGACGAAGGGAGAGGGAAUAACCGUCAAGAGGAGCCCAAACUCGUCAGUGGCACUUUCGCGCUUACUGGAGACUCUGCGCACAACCACGCAGCGGUUUACUGGUCGGGACAAAACAGCAGCGUGAUCCUGAUUCUGACAAAGUUGUACGACUUUCAUAUUGGCAGUGUCACUGAAAGCACUCUUUGGCGAUCCACCGACUAUGGGUCGACAUAUGAGAGGAUGAAUGAUAAAGUGGGAUCCAAGACCGUCCUGAGUUACCUGUACGUCUGCCCAACAAACAAAAGGAAGAUUAUGGUGUUGACGGAUCCAGAGUUUGAGAGCAGUGUGCUUAUCAGUUUUGAUGAGGGUGCCAGUUUCCAGAAGUAUCGCCUCACAUUUUUUGUGCUCAGCCUUUUAUUCCAUCCCACUGAAGAGGACUGGGCAUUAGCCUACAGUCAUGACCAGAAGUUGUACAGCUCCGUUGACUUUGGAAGAAAAUGGCAGCUCAUCCAUGAGCACGUGACACCAAACAGAUUCUACUGGUCUGUUUCAGGCCUAGACAAGGAGUCAGAUCUGGUCCACAUGGAGGCUCACACAUCUGAUGGAAAUGUGCAGUAUGUGACAUGCAGAGCUCAGAUGUGCACAGAGCUAAACAGGAACUACCCGUUCUCUGGGUACAUUGACAUCAGCUCUCUGGUGGUUCAAGAUGAUUACAUAUUCAUCCAGGUUCCUACAUCAGGACGAGCCACCUAUUAUGUCUCCUACAAAAGGGAGUCUUUCAUACAAAUCAAACUACCCAAAUAUUCCCUCCCGAAGGAUUUACACAUUGUCAGCACUGAUGAGAACCAGGUUUUCGCUGCUGUGCAGGAGUGGAACCAGAAUGACACCUACAAUCUCUACCUGUCUGACACCAGAGGGAUCUACUUCACCCUUGCCAUGGAAAAUGUGAAGACCACCAGAGGCAUCGGGGGCAGCCAGAAUCUGGACCUGUAUGAGGUGGCAGGAAUCAAAGGCAUGUUGAUUGCUAACAAGAGGCAGGACAACCAGGUGAAGACCUACAUCACCUACAAUAAAGGGCGGGACUGGAGGCUCCUACAGGCCCCUGCUACUGAUCUGGAUGGAAAUGAUAUUCACUGCAUAUUGCCUUUCUGCUCCCUCCAUCUUCAACUGCAAAUGUCAGAGAACCUUUACUUGUCAGGGUCAAUCUCCACCAAGAGCUCUGCACCAGGCAUCAUAGUUGCAACAGGUAAUAUUGGAGCAGAACUGUCUUACAACAAUGUGGGCAUGUUCAUAUCAUCUGAUGCUGGCAAUAGCUGGAGACAGAUUUUCGAAGAGGAGCACAACGUAUGGUUUCUGGACCAAGGUGGGGCCCUCGUUGCUGUGAAACAACCGUCUGUUCCAACCAGACACUUGUGGGUCAGUUUUGACGAGGGCAGACAGUGGACCCAGCACAGCUUCUCCUUGGUGCCUCUGUUUGUGGACGGUGUCUUGGUGGAGGCCGGAGCUGAGAACCAGAUCAUGACGUUCUUCGGACAUUUCAGCCACCGUUCUGAAUGGCAGCUCAUUAAGAUUGACUAUAAAUCAAUAUUCAGCAGGAAAUGCAUGGAGGAAGACUAUCAAACAUGGCAUUUACACAACCAGGGUGAGCCUUGUGUAAUGGGCCAAAAACAGAUUUACAUGAAGCGCAGGCCUGGGAACUACUGCAUGCUGGGAAGAGACUAUUCCAGAAUCCUAUCAGCAGAGUCUUGUAUUUGCCGAGCUCACGAUUUUGAAUGUGAUUAUGGAUAUGAGCGGCGUGGAGACGGCAACUGCAGGCCUGCCUUCUGGUUUAAUCCUUCCACCAUCUCAAGGAGCUGCAGCCAGGGUCAGAACUACCUCAACAGCACAGGGUACCGUAAAGUGGUGCUGAACAACUGCACUAAAGGAGUGAAAGAAAUGUACACAGCCAGGAAGCAGCAGUGUCCCAACAGACCUCCUAAAGGACUCCUGCUGACCACCCACAAUGGCAAACUUACCGCCAACAUGGGCAGCAAUGUUACCUUUGCAGUGCAUCUGGAUGAGGGCGACUCUAUAAGAACCAACAUCCAGCUGGAUUUCGGUGACGGCACAGCCGUGUCCUACUCCAACCUUAGCUGGACAGAGGAAGGGAUCAAACACGUCUACAAAUCGGCUGGAAUAUUCCGCGUCAUGGCGCUGGCAGAGAACAGCCUGGGUUAUGACACGAGCACGCUCUUCCUACACGUCACAUGUCCAGUGGAACAUGUCCAACUCCUUGCUCCCUUUGUGGCCAUAAGGAACAAGGAAGUGAACAUCACAGCAGUGGUCUUGCCAACUCACUCGCGCACCGUCACCUACUUCUGGUGGCUCAGCAACAGCACUGAGCCAGUGAUCACAUUGGAAGGGAGCAUCUCCUACACGUUCACCAGUGAGGGAAUGCACAUGGUUACAGUGCAGGUUUCUGCAGCCAACACCAUUCUGCAGGACACCAAGGCUAUCGCAGUCCAAGAAUUCUUCAAAUCUCUGCUUUUAUCUUUCUCCCCUAAUCUGGAUGAGUUCAACCCUGACAUACCCGAGUGGAGACAGGAUGUGGGGAGAGUAAUUAAGAAGGCUCUACUGCAAGUUUCUGACUUCCCAGAAGAGCAGCUUCUGGUAGCUGUUUUUCCAGGUGUUCCGACAGCUGCUGAACUUUUCCUGUUACCACACAAGAACCAGUCAGAAGACAAGAAAAAUAGUGAGGAGGUGCUAGAUCAGGCAGCUGACAUAAUUGUUGGUGCACUGAACCAGAAUCUAGUGGAGUUCGAGCUCAAGCCUGGUGUAAGGGUGAUCGUUUACAACACACAGUUGACACUGGCUCCGUUGGUGGACUCCAGCCCCAGACACAGCAGUUCAGCUAUGCUGAUGCUCCUGUCGGUGGUGUUCCUGGGUUUAGCAGUGUUCCUCAUCUACAAAUUCAAGAGAAAAAUACCCUGGAUCAACAUCUACGCUGAGGUAAACCAGGAGAAAGAGCAGGAGAUGAUUGGCUCAGUGGGCCAGGGUGAUAGCACGCCUAAAAUCACUCUAAGUGAGUUCUCCACAACCAAAGAACUCAUGGAGAAGGAACUGGACGCCAGAGUCAAAAGGGGAGUCGGAAAUGCCUGUGAGAGCACAAGGGAGAUUCCAAACUGCACCAGUGUGUAAAUGUGAAAGCAGUCUCGACAGUUUAUGUACAGAGCAAAGUAUUACCGUUUCGGGGGUUCUCUUUCUGUUUUGUAAUUUUCAACACGGCCAAUGUUAAUAGUUUUCUAAGGGACCUCAUUUCUACAGAUCUGCAUGGAUGGCUCCUCCUCCAACAACAUCCAUGCAGCCAAACUUCAGCGAGCUCAAUGUAAUAACCGUCAAAAACAUAUUCAGUUUUGUGAUGUAUAAGCUACACAAACUUUCAUUUCCGGAGUGAAAUAUCUUUUGUCAAAGCUUCCUCAGAGUUCGGUCUGUUUGCUUUGAAAAUCAUUUCAGCCUAUAUAGACUGUAAUGUCUGAGUCUUCAAUCACACAGGGACUAUUACUGAAAUGUACAGUACAAUAUUAUCAUCUGUUCUGUUACCUGUAUAUAUUCUAAAUUUCUACAUGGUGGUAGUCUGAGUACCAUGACAACCGCAGAAGAUCCAGCAGUGAUCUGGUUUUUGAAAGUGUGUUGAAAAGUCCAACAUUACUUCCAGAAUAUUUGUUUUUGAUAAAGUCCUUGACUUGUGCAUGUUCUUAUUGAGGACACAGUUUGUGUAUUGUAGAUAAGCAAGUGUUGUAGAUAGUUAUUUUCUAUUCAGUCAUCAAAAGCUCUCAGUCUGUCACAGCUGAACAUCUGUUUUGCGCUCGAUUCUUCAAGAGGGAUAUAUGUCUAGAAGAAAAAGGGUUUAUCUGUUCAGGCAGGUACAACUCAUUGAGGAUAUUACAUGUUCAACAUGCUCCGUUUGUCUUCAAAUGAAAUUAAUAGUCGCAAUCAUUCAAUAUGUUUAUUUUUCAUUAAUCAUAUACAGUAUAUAUUUGAACAUUUUUAGAUGGACAAGAAUGCCAAAUAUUAUUUGAGUAUUACAUUGUUUAACAAAUUGGGGCCAGAUGAUGGGGAAA
This is a messenger RNA of Thalassophryne amazonica, 4835 nucleotides long. RefSeq names its product sortilin related VPS10 domain containing receptor 3 (gene sorcs3a). The record is from RefSeq and is a predicted model, not a curated record. Gene Ontology annotation, cellular component: membrane. The transcript has 27 exons. Gene Ontology annotation, molecular function: protein binding. Bases 265 to 3912 code for a protein of 1215 amino acids. NCBI's taxonomy places the organism in Eukaryota, Metazoa, Chordata, Actinopteri, Batrachoidiformes, Batrachoididae.